AUGAGAAUCAAUCCUACUACUUCCGGUCCUGGGGGUUCCGCAGUUGAUAAAGCAACCCCGGGACGUAUCGCUCAAAUCAUCGGCCCGGUACUAGAUGUAGCUUUUCCCCCGGGGAAGAUGCCUAAUAUUUACAAUGCUCUCCUAGUUAAGGGUCAAGACCCCGCCGGUCAAGAAAUUAAUGUGACUUGUGAAGUACAACAAUUAUUAGGAAAUAAUCGAGUUCGGGCUGUAGCUAUGAGUGCUACAGAUGGUUUAAUGAGAGGAAUGGAAGUGAUUGACACGGGAACUGCCCUAAGUGUUCCUGUCGGCGGAGCAACUCUAGGACGAAUUUUCAACGUGCUUGGAGAACCUAUUGAUAAUUUAGGUCCGGUAGAUACUUGCACAACAUCCCCUAUUCAUAGAGCUGCGCCCGCCUUUAUACAGUUAGAUACAAAAUUAUCUAUUUUUGAAACAGGAAUUAAAGUAGUAGAUCUUUUAGCCCCUUAUCGUCGUGGUGGAAAAAUCGGAUUGUUCGGGGGAGCUGGGGUAGGUAAACCAGUACUAAUUAUGGAAUUAAUCAACAACAUUGCGAAAGCUCAUGGGGGUGUAUCCGUCUUUGGCGGAGUAGGCGAACGUACUCGUGAAGGAAAUGAUCUUUACAUGGAAAUGAAAGAAUCUGGUGUAAUUAAUGAAGACAAUAUUGCAGAAUCCAAAGUAGCUCUAGUCUAUGGUCAGAUGAACGAACCGCCGGGAGCUCGUAUGAGAGUUGGAUUGACUGCGCGGUACCCACUGAAACCUUUGUUAGGAAAACCGAGAGGGGAAGCUGUGGCAUUGAUCCGCCAGCUGGAAGCGAAAGAACCUAUCUUUCUUGCCCCUGAGCCUUGA
Messenger RNA from Linum trigynum, 864 nucleotides. The record is from the annotation of a GenBank genome assembly. NCBI's taxonomy places the organism in Eukaryota, Viridiplantae, Streptophyta, Magnoliopsida, Malpighiales, Linaceae.